Messenger RNA from Megalops cyprinoides (Indo-Pacific tarpon), 1281 nucleotides. RefSeq names its product probable tRNA methyltransferase 9B. The record is from RefSeq and is a predicted model, not a curated record. The transcript has 3 exons. Gene Ontology annotation, molecular function: S-adenosylmethionine-dependent methyltransferase activity; tRNA binding. The coding region runs from base 1 to 1281 and encodes 426 amino acids. NCBI's taxonomy places the organism in Eukaryota, Metazoa, Chordata, Actinopteri, Elopiformes, Megalopidae. Gene Ontology annotation, cellular component: nucleus; cytoplasm. Gene Ontology annotation, biological process: tRNA wobble uridine modification.
AUGGAGACUGAAGCAGUUUUACUUGAGAAGCAACACGUACACAAUGUCUAUGAGAAAACUGCCCCCUACCUCAGCGACCUUCAGGACAAAGCCUGGCCCCGUGUUCGACAGUUUCUGCUCCAACAGGAGCCUGGGGCUCUGGUGGCUGACAUUGGCUGUGGAACUGGGAAGUACCUAGAUGUCAACCCCGAGGUUUACACAGUGGGCUGCGAUCUGUGUGGCCCCCUAGUGGACAAAGCCAGGAAGCAGGGGAAUGAAGUGCUGGUGUGUGACAACCUGCAACUCCCCUUCAGGGACCGAGUCUUCAGCGCUGUCAUAUCCAUAGGAGUGCUUCACCAUUUUUCCACCCCGGAGAGGAGGAUCUGUGCGAUAAAAGAGAUGGCGAGGACCAUGACCCCCGGAGGGGUGAUCAUGAUUUAUGUUUGGGCACAGGAGCAGAAGCACCGCCGUUUCCACAAGCAGGAUGUUCUGGUGCCUUGGAACAAGGCCCUGUGCUCGAAGAGCUCCUCUGAGUCCGGGGAGGUGGGCCCGCAGCGGGACGACCUGGCGGAGGAGUGCCGGAGGAUGGAGGCGCUGGGUGGGGAGGCCAACACGCGCCGUUCCCACAGUGUGGGGAACUGCAUGCCAGUCGGGAGGUGCUGUGUCCGAUUCCCCUCCCCACGUGAGAAGGCGUCGCGCGCCUGCCUGGGGAAGUCCUUACGCUCCUGGUUCUUUUCCAAAUCCCUGGACGAGUCCAGCAUGAAGAGGUACAUAGAGAGGAUAAAGCCCAUGGUCAACCCGCCGAAGUGGAUUGAGAGUGCAGUUCUGGUGCAGCCCACUAGGCACUGCAGCAUCGACCUGGGCCUAGGCGGUCCACUGCUCAACGAGCCCGGCUCCGAGGAGGACGAUGUGUUCAUGGAGGCGCCGAGCAACGAGGAGGAACAGUGGCUCAAAGUGGCCGGUGCUUUAAAUGAGAUCAAUGCCAGCCCUCAAGGACGUGUCCGUGCAGAGUACAUCACAGAGGGCCAGCAAUACCCCCCUGCAGUGAAAUGCACAAACGACUUGAACUGCAUCAAGAAGCGUGCUAUGCCACUCGACUCCACAGACUCCAUCCUGGAGACAAUCGAGGUGGACGGGCAGGAGGAUGGACUUCUCGACAGCAGAGACUUGAUGCGCUAUUAUCAUGUUUUCAGGGAAGGGGAGCUGAGCCGAUUGAUUGAAGAGAAUGUUCCAGAGCUCAGCGUCCAGAGCUCCUGCUUUGACCAUGGCAACUGGUGUAUUAUAGCAAAGAAAAAUGUCUGA